UUAAGAGGGACGUGCGCGAUGAGUCCCCGCACUCGCAGGCGGCCGUGCGGCAAUGACGGUGUAGAACCCGCAGACCUCGGCGCGGCCUUCCCUAUGGACUGCCUGUGCGCUUUCUUCUGUAGCAAAGUAGGUGCAUGGGAUCCCACUCCAGCCUAUCAGUGAAGCAGACUACAGAAGCGGAGAAGGAGAGAGGUUGAGUCCUCUGAGGUCCGUGGAUGGAGCGCAUGAACUGGGAUUGCUGCAACUUUUCUUGUAGCUCACCUGUGACUUUGAAUAGCAGAGAUUAUUUUCACUCGAAGUUGCUAUAUGGCAGAAACUAGAUGAACGCCGAUAUUGUUGCACUUUAACUGGUCCCCUCCGCGGAUGUCCAGGGCCUGGUGGCAGGGCGCCAGGAGCAGCGAGCAGAGCCCAGUCGACCAUGGCUCCCGCCCGGGAAGGCGGCCUGGCCCGGCGCCUCCUCUCCCUGCAGGGGCUCUUCGCCCUGCUGUCGGGGGGCGUGCCCCGGGAGGGGGCCGGGGCCCGGACCUCAGGGGCCGGCUGCCACAGCACGGAGCAUCCCGUCUUCUCGUACUCGGAAAUCGAGCCGUGGAUCCAUAGGUUCAGCGAAGAAGACACUGUGGAUUACUCACAGCUGACCUUUGACCCCGGCCAAAGUGAACUGAUUGUAGGAGCUCGAAAUCGUCUCUUCAGGCUGAGUGUGGUGGACCUGUCGCUGAUUCAGGCCGUGGACUGGCAUUGCGAUGACUUCACCAAGGCCGCCUGCUUCAGUCGCGGUAAAUCUGAGGAGGAGUGUCAGAAUUACGUCCGUGUUCUCCUUGUUAACGGGGACCGGCUCUUUACCUGCGGGACGAAUGCAUUUACUCCUAUUUGCACCAAUCGCACGCUCAGCAACCUGACGCUGGUCCACGAUCAGAUCAGCGGCAUGGCGCGGUGCCCCUACAGCCCUCUGCACAACUCCACCGCCCUCCUCACUGCCUCCGGCGAGCUCUACGCCGCCACGGCCAUGGACUUCUCGGGUCGCGAUCCCGCCAUCUACCGCAGCCUGGGGGCUCUGCCUCCACUCCGCACCGCGCAGUACAACUCAAAAUGGCUCAACGAACCCAACUUCGUGUCGUCCUACGACAUCGGCAACUUCACCUACUUCUUCUUCCGGGAGAACGCCGUGGAGCACGACUGCGGCCGGACGGUGUUCUCGCGCGCGGCUCGCGUCUGCAAGAACGACGUCGGGGGGCGUUUCCUGCUGGAGGACACGUGGACCACCUUCAUGAAGGCGCGCCUGAACUGCUCCCGGCCAGGCGACAUCCCCUUCUACUACCACGAGCUGCAGGGCACCUUCUACCUGCCCAAGCUGCAACUCCUCUACGCGGUCUUCACCACCAAUGUGAACAGCAUCGCUGCCUCCGCCGUGUGCGUUUUCAAUCUCAGCGCAAUUACCCAAGUGUUCAAUGGACCAUUCAAGUACCAGGAGAACUCGCGCUCGGCCUGGCUGCCUUAUCCCAACCCCAACCCCGACUUCCAGUGCGGCACAAUCGACUACGGCAGCAACGUGAACCUGACGGAGAGGAGCCUGCAGGACGCGCAGAAGUUCAUCCUGAUGCAGGACGUGGUGCAGCCGCUGGGGCCCAGGCCCACCUUCACGGAGGACAACGUGCGCUUCACGCACCUGGUGGUGGACGUGGUCCAGGGCAAGAACAGGCUCUUCCACAUCAUCUACCUGGCCACAGAUUACGGGACCAUCAGGAAGGUGCUCUCCCCACUCAACCAAUCGACGGGCAGCUGUCUGCUGGACGAGAUCGAGCUCUUCCCGCCGGGCCGGAGGCAGCCAAUCAGGAGCCUGCUGCUUCAGCACGGCCGCAGCGUGCUCUUUGUGGGUGUCCAGGAUCAGGUGAUCAGGGUGCCGCUGGUGCGCUGCGGCUUCCACAGGACUCGUGAGGCCUGUCUGGGGGCCCGGGACCCCUACUGCGGCUGGGACCUGGGUCUGAGGCGCUGCACGGCGCUGGAGGAGAGCCUCAGCAUGAAGCAGUGGGAGCAGAACAUCAGGGAGUGCCCUAGGAAAAAUGUCACGGUGGACGGUGGCUUUGGCGCCUGGUCGGGCUGGAAGGUGUGCGGCCACAGCGACGGCGGCGCCGUGGGCUCCUGCCUCUGCCGGACGCGGGCCUGUGACACCCCCCCGCCGCAGUGCGGGGGCCAGCCGUGCAUGGGCUCUGCUGCAGAGGUCACCAACUGCUCCAGGAACGGAGCGUGGACGCCGUGGACCCCAUGGGCACCUUGCAGCACCAGCUGCGGCAUCGGCUUCCAGGUCCGCCGGCGCUCCUGCAGCAACCCCAGCCCUCGACACGGGGGCCGUGUGUGCGUGGGCCAGAACCGCGAGGAGAGGUACUGCAACGAGCAUCUGCCCUGCCCACCGCACGUUUAUUGGUCCAGCUGGUCGCCGUGGGAACGCUGCACGGUUCCAUGCGGUGGAGGGCUCCAGGCACGGCGCAGGACCUGCGAGAACGGCGACGACUGCGCUGGAUGCGGCCUGGUACCCAUGCGGCCGAUGAGCUCCCAACGCUAGACUCCCUCGAUUCAUAUCGGAGGAAUUUAUGCAAAAUUAUCACGCUAAGCUGUUCCUCCACAUAUCUCGUAUUCUGUGUACUAGUGUCAGGCAGCUGUUUGGUUUACCAUACUCAGCAAUCUCAUUCAUGAUUCUGCUGCAACACACUGCCUGGCAGCUCAUAACGACGCGAUAUCCCAGUAUCCUUAGCUAGAAAUGAUUACCGCAUUGAAACUGACGGUGCGGUUUCACGAGGGUAAAUUGAGCAUUUAAUCUGACAUAUCUACACCGCCACCAACGCUCUCCCAGCACUCUCCCCAGACUCGAAUGAAAAUGAAACACAAAUCUCAAUUAUCUGGCGCGCCUCUGCAAAACCGCUAGCAUCCUCUGUAAAUUCAUGACAGUCAAAGCAGACGACUCCUCCAGCUCAACCGGCUGGUGAAAUCAAGCCCAUGCGCUGGUCAGUUGAGCAAAUAUUAUUUGUCCUGUCAAACGAGGAUUUACUCUGUUAUCUGGGCUCCAUUUGUGCAACUAGACGUUUGUUAGCAUUCUGACACCCGCUGCUGUUGACUUUUGUCUGUGUGCCAAGAGCAAGUUUGUCUUGCGCUCUGUUUGGACUUGUUUGUAAAAGUGUGGGGUUUGUAACGCACAUCUCUCCGUGGAAAGAGACGCUGCCUCAUGGCAAGGAAGAGGGAUGAAAGAGGCCAUGCUACUGUCAGCUUGGACUUCAGAGAAAAGGGCGAGCUUGUUAUUUUGAAGCCGUUUUGGUAGUGAAACCAAGGAUAAUAAACACGCACAUUUUUUGCAGUAUUGACUAAAUUAAAUGUGUAAAUGUGGACAGUUUUGUUUGCCAAAAGUUAUACAGCUAGACAGCUUUGAACGUACUGAUUUGAUAAGAGCCAGAGAGGUCUGCAAUUACGGCGGUCAUUCGGUCUUCAACUCCAGGCAGGAAGACCCUUUAUCUGUGAUCAUCAACGGUGUAUUUUUUUAAAUUGCAGAAGACAAUUUACCCCAAGACCAUGGAAAGAGUUUGUGCAAAGAACCAUGACGUACAGCUUUUUUUGUUUUCCUAUGUAUAGCCGUCCUUGGCCCAAGACUGGCCCUAUCUUUAUGAGAACUCCAAAGGCUGUCAUUGAGAUCAUCUCACCCUUACAAUUACAUGUCGGUAUGUGUGUGUGUGUAUAUUUUCCAUGGAGAUCCAUUGUACAAUUGAAAGGAAGCUUCUGGUCUCUUUAAGCAGCAUUUA
Paramormyrops kingsleyae is the source of this 3782-nucleotide messenger RNA. The record is from RefSeq and is a predicted model, not a curated record. Lineage: Eukaryota; Metazoa; Chordata; Actinopteri; Osteoglossiformes; Mormyridae.